Molecule: messenger RNA, 2158 nt
Organism: Cicer arietinum (chickpea)
Lineage: Eukaryota; Viridiplantae; Streptophyta; Magnoliopsida; Fabales; Fabaceae
Biological process (GO): tRNA processing
Molecular function (GO): sulfurtransferase activity
Source: RefSeq, a predicted model, not a curated record
AAGUAAGUAGCAGUGUUUAUGUCGUAAUCGUAAACGGAUGAGAGUGAGACACGAAAGAUGCUGAGGGUGGCCGUGCGAUGGAAUUGGAAGCCACUAUCUUCCCUCCCUCUAACUCGUUUCACACGCCAAAACCUCCACACUCUAAACCCUAAUCUUCUAUUCCCCACCUCCAAGCUCUUCUGUUCCGCUUCUCUGCAAACUUCACCUUCUAUCAAUGGCCAAUUGGACCCAUACCUCCGCUGUUCCAUGCCUCACAACCCACUCCGAGUUGCCGUCCUUAUCAGCGGAGGCGUCGACAGCAGCGUUGCUCUCCGACUACUCCACGCUGCCGGCCAUUCUUGCACCGCUUUCUACCUCAAAAUAUGGUUCCAAGAAGACUUUGAGAACUUCUGGUCUGAAUGUCCUUGGGAAGAUGAUUUAAAGUAUGCAAAAGACGUUUGCAAUCAGGUUGAAGUACCGUUAGAAGUUGUUCAUUUGACUGAUGAAUACUGGAAAAACGUGGUUUCUUACAUCAUUGAAGAGUAUCAGUGUGGUCGAACUCCAAAUCCGGAUGUUCUUUGCAAUACUAGAAUAAAGUUUGGUGCAUUUUUGGAUGCAAUUAGUGAUAUGGGUUUUGACUAUGUUGCCUCUGGGCAUUAUGCAAAUGUUAUCCACCCAUCUGCGGAUCAGAUGGAUGGGCCUUCCACUCUAGAACUAUCACAAGACAUGGUAAAGGAUCAAACUUACUUCCUUUCACACUUAUCACAGUCCCAGCUGAAGCAACUUCUUUUUCCACUUGGUUGUAUUCCCAAGGAUGAAGUCCGCAGGCUUGCCACAAAAUUUGAUCUACCAAAUAAAGACAGAAAGGAUUCCCAGGGAAUAUGCUUUUUGGGCAAGAUAAAAUUCAGUGAAUUUGUUGCAAGACAUAUUGGGGAGAAAGAAGGUAUCAUACUGGAAGCCGAGACAGGAGAUUUCCUUGGCAAACAUCGGGGCUUCUGGUUUUAUACUAUUGGUCAACGCCAGGGUCUACGCCUACCUGGAGGUCCAUGGUAUGUUGUUGAGAAGGAUGUUAAAAACAAUGUAGUUUUUGUGUCCAGAAACUACUUUUCCAUUGACAAAAGAAGGCGUGUAUUCCGUGUUGGCUCUUUAAAAUGGCUUAGUGGGUUGCCCCCUAGCCAGACAAGUCAGCUUCGCUGCAAGGUGAGACAUGGUCCUGGGUUCUAUGAUUGUAGCUUACAAAUGGAGCUUGAAGGAGAAAACCCAAUUGACUCUGCUGUUGUCCGUAUAUCUGAAGAUGAUCAAGGCCUAGCAGCUGGGCAGUUUACAGCCUUCUAUGAGGGAAGAACAUGCAUUGGUUCUGGUGUGAUUUUGGAGUCCUGGGACGAUCAAGGUUUUCCAGUAUGCACAAAAGCUUUAGAAAUUGCAAGAAUGGAAGAUAAAUCAAAGAUCGGGAAUCCAGUUAAGAUAAAAGUCAAACCAGAUAACCCUCAGGAAGUGUGUGAUUCCACAGAAUUGGCAACCAAAGCAUCAUAAGGGAGUAAGAAAUUCUAGAGUUGCUGCCACAGAACCAAACAUGUCGGCUUGUCAGAUGAAUGCAGUUUCCAUAUUCCCUUUGAUCAGCUUCAAAAAAUUGGCAGACACGGGCUUACAUAUACAUGUAAUUGUCCACAUAUGUAAAAAGACGUUUGGUACUCGUCUCUGUCAGGCGCUGGGAAGAUUUCUUUAGAGAAUAAGUAUUUUUCUGUUGGAGGGAUGCUACUUAAAUGGCAAAUGCAAGGUAGAUAGGAAAGUAAGAUCCUCCAUUAUUCGGUGUUUUAAAUUAAAUAUGUAACAGGCAUAUUGGUUUGAAGGGCAAAUGGAUCCUCUAUACCAAGUGAAAGUGAGAAAAUAAACAGAACAGAAAGAGAAUAAGUCAGAGAAGUAGAAUUUAUGAGAGUGUAGAAGGAAGGGAGAUGUAAGGAGAUGGAUGGAGAGAAUCUAACUCCGAAAGAAGUUACUUUAUUGGCAACAUACCUCAUGUGUUUCUCUACCCAUGAGUUAUUGGGAUGAAUAAUUUCUUGAUUUGGAUUCAAUCAACGCAAAAAGAAAAUAAUAAUAAUAAUAACAUGGCAUGUACAAAGUAAACUUGCAUAGCAUCAUUUGAAGGGUGUUUCUUCUCCCUUUUUCCUAUGUGCUCAAA